Molecule: messenger RNA, 2060 nt
Organism: Tachysurus fulvidraco (yellow catfish)
Lineage: Eukaryota; Metazoa; Chordata; Actinopteri; Siluriformes; Bagridae
Exons: 10
Coding region: 335-1552 (405 amino acids)
Source: RefSeq, a predicted model, not a curated record
GACACGAAUAUAAGCACGUUUCUAGUGGGAAAGUGCACGCGCAUGAGACUUUCACAAACCUAAACUUGUUUUUUAAUCAACACUUUUUUUUUUAUAAAAGUUGUUGUUGUUGUUGUUCUAUGUCAGAUUACGUGCCAUGUAUAGAAUACAAUUAAUUUUGCGUGGUUCAGCUAAUUUUCCUAGUUUAUACGUGUAGGUUGAUAUUAUAAACUCAGGGUUGCUAAGCAACUGGACUUUUGCUGUAAGUAUAAAACGAGUUAAUUAAAUCUGUAUAAUUGACUUUUCUCUAUGUUUUUGUUUUUUCUGUUCAUAUCCAACAGGUUAUAAGUUAAGCAUGGGGAGUCUCUGUGCUGAUGAUCAGAUGGACGAGGUCCACUGUUUAUGGGCACUGUGUCCACAUCCAUGCUGCUGGGAGGCUGAGCAGCGCAUCGCUAAAGGCAUUUACCGCCAUGCAGUCCGAGUGCCUGCUCCUAAACACGGCACUAAUCCUGAAGAAACGUUGCCGUCUCUGACGCUGGUGGAUGUUUCGGAUUGGACAGGAACUAAGACUGUGAGUCCGAGCAGAACGUCUCUGACCGCCAGAAUUCCUCCUCCACGUAGAGACGCAGCACCGAGGCUGAAGACGACAAAUCCAUCUUUCCCAGCGAUUACCUUAGCAGCAGCUAAAUCCCACGCCAGAGGAAGCAGCACCAGAGACAUGGGUGUAAGUGAUAACACAGCUCACAUCAGCCCUCUGAUUGGCUCACCAUGGGGAUCAGGAUCAUUAGUGCUGUGGGUCCCGAAUCCUCACUACGUCCCUCAGUGUCUUAAGAGCUCAAAACCUCCACAAUGUGCUGUGAAGGAGUUAAUCUGCCUCCCGGCUUCUCAGACACUGAGCACAUCUAAAGUGAACCGUAAAAGAAGUACGAAGUCAGUGCGGUUCCAUCUCACCUGUUCACCCCUGACCUUUCACGCCAGUCGGCAGACAGAGGCGGUGUCACCUGAUGAGCAGGAGGCAGGUACAAGAGACAGCCUGCAGGCAUCAGCAGUUGUGGAUGAUCCUGAACACCUGAGACACCUGAGUGCGUUCCUGGUGAAGAACAAACCCGCUGUUUUUCACAGUGCGAGAGAGAGGAGGGUCAGGAGAGAGUGCCGGGACGCACCAGCUUCACUUUACAAACUGGACACCAAGACAGGUGAGGAGGAUGUAGACUGGGACAGACUGAGGAGACAGUCGUACCUCUGGAAGAGGCAUAACGUCCACCCUGAAGAUGUCAGUCCACCAGGGGGCGCCAGAGGAACUGAGGGUACUGUAGGCUCAUCUCCUGUUUCAAAACCGAGCACGGAUCGAACGCUUCACAGCCCACAGUGUGCAGCUCCUGCAGCAUGGCCGUGUGUGAAGAAGACGCUGUGUUCUGGCCGAUACACUCAUCCACUGCUCUCUCACAAGAGGCACCCACCACGAACCGGGUCAGAACUGGACAUGACCAUCUGCAGCACUUCUGCUGUAACUGAACACAAUCAGCUACACCGAAGAUCUCUAAUCCCUGUCCUGACACCAGCCGAGAUCUGAGAAUCAUCUCUGGAGCGAUGGAGCCCUGGGGAAGGAGAAGCUCUACAAUACAACUCUGUACAUCCACACCAAGCCUCAGCUAGCUGUAACACACACACACACACACACACACACACACACACACACACACACACACACACACAGAUACACAAACGUCAGUGUCAGUCUCUCUCUAUAUAUAUAUUAGCGUGUUAUGAGCAGAGUGAUGAAUCAUUUACAAGCUCAUAAACUACUUCACUGUGACAGAUGUGUAAUGAUGUUAAAUCCUUUCCUAAUGUCUAGGUCUUUUCUCCAUCACACAGUGGACAGAGUUUCACGUUCACCGAAGUUUCUUUGCUCUUAGAAAUGCAUUACUAAACACUUUUCACAAUUUUCCAUUUACCUCAAAUGUGUGGAGUUGCAGAGCUAAUUUUGUGAAUCCUGUGAAGAAAAAAAAAACACCCAGAGGUGAAAACUAUGUGUGUGGAAAAAUCAGAUGUGGAAAUAAAUGACUCAUGAAAAAAAAAAA